CUCAGUCACGUAUUGACUAAUUGUCUGCAAUGUCAAAUAUGCUUCCUCAUCAGUUACACUUUCAAUGAACAGUUUUUCUUGAAAUCUUUUGCUGGGUUGCUAGAGGUCACUGUAACAUAUAGGUUCUCUUUAAGAAACAAUACAAGACCUAAUUUAUAAUUGACAGGGAAAGAGAAGGAAGAAUGUAACACGAAGAGACAAGCCCCGAGAAAACACUACUCUGCCAUAACUUGAGAACCAAGAAGUCUUCUUAUUUUACAGGACCGAAUACUGAAAGAAGAAAAAUGGCAAAAGGAAAGAAAAAAGCAGGACCAAAAGGAAAGAAAAUCACCCUUAAAAUGGCCAAAAGCUCCAUAAAGAUGACAGUUGAUGGCAAAAGACGUCUUGACCUCAGCAACAUGGGCAUUGCAACAUUCCCCAAAUGCUUACUUAAACUGGCAGAUGUGGAGGAGCUCGAUCUUAGCAGAAAUACGCUCACAAAAAUUCCAGAGUAUAUUGAAAAGUUUCAGAAUCUGCGCUGGCUUGAUUUACACAGUAACCAUAUUGAAAAGAUCCCAGACACCAUUGGGCAACUACAAAACCUAUAUUAUCUCAACCUUUGCAAUAACAAAUUGACAGCAAAUUCAAUCCCCAUUGAAAUCAGCCAGCUAAAGAACAUGCGUCAUCUGAAUCUUGGAAUGAAUGAAUUUGAAUGCAUCCCAACAACAAUCGCAGCUCUGAAAGAACUGCAGGAAUUGGGUCUUUUUGACAAUAAGCUCACCACCCUCCCUGAAAAUGUUGUAAAGCUCCCAAAGCUCAAAAAGGUUAAUACCAAACGGAAUCCAUUCCCACAGCCAGCAGAGGAAGAAGAGUUGGACCCCAUAAAACGUGUAGAGAGCCUUUACUUGGUUCAUGAAGAUAAACUGUGUGUGCCAUGUUCGACAAAGUGUAAAGAUGAAAGGGAGAAGCUGAACAAAAUGAAAACAUGUACAUCUUCACAAAAGAAAGUACAUUUUACUGGGCUUAUUACCCCAAAUUCCAUAGCACAGGAAACCCAAGCUGUGUGGAGGUAAAUAAAUCUAGUCAGGAAAAAAAUGUUAAAAAAUGAAUAAACCUAACCUAAUAAACCUAAUUAGAUAGAUAGAUAGAUAGAUAGAUAGAUAGACAGAUAGAUAGAUAGAUAGAGUGCAUAAAUACUGUACAUACAGAAUGAAUUUUCAUACAAAGGUAUACAGUUAAUCCUGAAUGAUACAGCUGAAAUUAAUGUUAUCUAUUUGCAAAUAUAGCCAUUCACUACAUUUUGGGAAACCAUCACUUUGGAAACACAUAGCUUGUUAUGAAUAGUGUUGUUCAAAUCACAAAUAUCCUGAGGCUUUUAUCCUAAGCAAAAUCCAUCAAGGUGAAAAUUUCUUACACUUUAAGGAUAUGCUGUGCCAAAGAACCUAAGCGUGUCAUCUAGACAUUUACAGUCCAUACAUUUCUAACCAACUUUUCUUAUAUUCUCAAAAGGCAUAAAAACAAAAUCUUACUAAAGAUUAUAUGUUCAGCUUCUGAGACUUUGAUAGAAAAGUAUGAAUUAACCUAAUGAGAGAAUAAAAUACAUGCUUGAAGCCAUUACAGGGGGUCCUCGGGUUACAACACAGUUCCGUUCCUACAACAGUGAUGUAACCUGAAUUUUGGUGUAAGUC
Polypterus senegalus (gray bichir) is the source of this 1667-nucleotide messenger RNA. RefSeq names its product leucine-rich repeat-containing protein 18-like. The transcript is spliced from 2 exons. NCBI's taxonomy places the organism in Eukaryota, Metazoa, Chordata, Cladistia, Polypteriformes, Polypteridae. The coding region runs from base 285 to 1052 and encodes 255 amino acids. The record is from RefSeq and is a predicted model, not a curated record. Gene Ontology annotation, molecular function: protein binding.